This is a messenger RNA of Apis florea (little honeybee), 928 nucleotides long. RefSeq lists its product as uncharacterized. NCBI's taxonomy places the organism in Eukaryota, Metazoa, Arthropoda, Insecta, Hymenoptera, Apidae. The record is from RefSeq and is a predicted model, not a curated record.
AUCGACGUAGCAGCACCAGCGUUCUAGCAUCAACCUUAGCGCAACCAAGCGGCAGAUGAUUUAACUAAAACGAUUAACAAUUACACAAUGGAUUAUGAAAAAAAAAUUUAGAUUCAAAAUAUUAUUAUACGAGUAUGUUGGAAUCGAAAAGAGAAUCGAUCAAGAUUUUUAUUCACGAAAGAAAAUAUUGGUUGAAAAACUUAAAUUACUCUGUCGUUUGAUCGAGAACAAUACGAAGCAGCAGCUAAAAAGAACAAUAUGGGAUGAAAAUAAUAAAUUGUGCGAUUUUGUAAGAGAUGUUGAGAAAGCUAAACAAGAAAUAACACAACGAGAGAGUCUUCUUCAUAAAGAGAAUUUAAAUUUUAAGCAAUUUCAACGAAAUGUUGAAUUAGAAUUGGAAGCGAUAAAACUUGCGAAAAAGAAUAUCGAAGAGAAUUUGAAGGAGACCCUUAAAAAACGAACAGAAGAAUUCUCAUCCAAGAUUUUAGAUGCAAACUCAAAGAAUAAAAUAAAGAUAAAAUCAAUGGAAAUGGAGAUCGAAAAGUUCGAUCUUCGUUUAAAAUCUAAUCACGAGAUAAACCAGUUGGAAAUUAACGAUUUAUACAACAAACGGUACAAAAUGAAAAAACGAUAUCUAGAUGAAUUGAUAAAAUACGACAAACAUAUAGAAUCACUUUAUACGUAUAAAAGUACUCUUUUAAGUGAAAAAGAUCGUAUCAACAAGGAAUACGCGAUUAUUCAGGAUCAGCUCAUCGCACAACGCAGUUUAUAUAAACAAUUAAAGGAGGAACAGGAAUUAAACGAGGAAAAGGCUUUUCUAGAGAGGAUAGAAAAUUUUCGCCGAAAUCACGCGGCGAAAAUUAUUCAACAAAAUUGGAAAUUAUAUCACAUGCGUGUGUCUGUGAGAAAAAAGAAAGGUAGAAAAUAA